AAGAUUACAGUUCUGAUGAGAAAGUUGGCAAUAUAUAUUUUAAUUAUAUAUAUUAUCAACAUGGCAACUCACCUAUUAUGCAGAAACCAUGGUUUGUUCAGAAGGGCUUUAUUGAAGGUUCCUACAGAAACUGAAAAGAUUUUUGUUGCAAGUUAUAUGUCUGGUGUGGGAGUGAGAAGAGGAUUACCUCACAACACCAUUAUAAAAUUUGUACCACAGCAAGAAGCCUGGAUUAUUGAACGUUUUGGAAAGUUUCACAAGACAUUACUUCCUGGUCUGAAUGUACUUUUUCCUAUCAUUGAUGAAAUCAAGUAUGUGCAAUCGUUAAAAGAAAUCGCAAGUGAAGUACCUCAACAGUCAGCCAUUACGAAAGACAACGUUACACUUCAUCUUGACGGCGUUUUGUAUUUCCGUGUUGUGGAUCCCUUUCAGGCAUCCUAUGGAGUUGAAGAUCCACAGUUUGCAAUUACACAGUUAGCUCAAACUACUAUGCGUUCCGAACUUGGUAAAAUUGCCCUCGAUGACGUGUUCAGAGAACGAGAUGCUCUAAAUCAAAACAUCGUAGAGGCGAUCAAUCACGCGGCCCAAGUUUGGGGCAUUAGAUGUUUGCGGUAUGAAAUUCGUGAUAUACAACUCCCUGCAAAAGUUCGUGAGUCCAUGCAGAUGCAGGUUGAAGCUGAACGAAAGAAGCGUGCAGCUGUUCUCGAGUCUGAAGGUCAACGAGAAGCACAGAUUAAUCGCGCCACUGGUGAAGCAAAUGCGAUUUUAGCCAAGGCGAAUGCUCGAGCGGAAGCUAUAGAUCGAAUCUCCAAUGCUUUGAAUCAAGUUGCUGGAAAUCAAGCAGCAGCACUUUCGGUGGCUGAACAGUACAUCAAUGCAUUUGGAAACCUGGCUAAAACAAGUAACACUGUCGUACUACCUGCGAAUGUUGGCGAUGUAUCUUCUAUGGUUGCUCAGGCCAUGGCGGUGUACAGUUCAAUAUCCAAAACGUUACCUGAAGAUCCAAACACACCUCCUACUGAGCCAGGAAAAGAUACAAAUGAAAAGAAAGGACUUAACAAUGAAAAAAAUUCGGAAGGAACACCGUUAGGUUUUUCCGGUCAUGAUGCUUUAGCGAGAUUUGCUUUAUCUGAUGAUGACAAUUUCAGUAUUGCUACAUCUCCAACGAGGAAAAGAGACUUUUUGUAACACACUUCAUAUUGUCUUAGCGGAGAGAAACAACGUGCAUGUAUGAAUAUGUGUCACUGCAUAUGAAUAGACAAACAGUGACAAUCUUAGAAAAAAUCGGCUGGCAUAAAAAUCAACAAGAAUGUUCGUAGCACGAAGGAACUGUGAAUAUGAAUUGUGGUAAAUUUUUAGGUAGCAAAAUAUAAUUUUUGACAUAAAAUUUAUUACUUGUAUUUUGGAUCA
Hydractinia symbiolongicarpus is the source of this 1410-nucleotide messenger RNA. RefSeq names its product stomatin-like protein stl-1. The coding region runs from base 16 to 1188 and encodes 390 amino acids. Lineage: Eukaryota; Metazoa; Cnidaria; Hydrozoa; Anthoathecata; Hydractiniidae. The transcript is spliced from 15 exons. The record is from RefSeq and is a predicted model, not a curated record. Gene Ontology annotation, cellular component: membrane.